AAUCUUUUACACAUCUGUAAUGCUCGUAGCACUCAUGUGACCGAAUGUUUCUCUGCUCGAUCUAUAAAAUCAGUAAACAACACUAUGCAAUUGUCUCUUCGCCGGCUGCGUUUAAGUGACAAGAACACAAUAUGAGGUUUUCGUCUCGUUAGCCACAACGGAAAACGGCCUUAAACGUGCACAGUGGCAUUCACAAUCUAGUCCGUUGUUGUUCACCGUUAGUUAAUAAGCUGCAGAUGCCUGAGAUGCCACAGUGACCUGAUUCUGAACCAGAGCCACAGUCUGAAAAGUGCCAUGCCACUUCAAAAUGGCUACUCCAUCAACAGAGCGCCCUCUGAUGACGAAGAGGACUGUGAGCUGCUUGUCCCGCCCGAUAGAGUGCCCCCUCAGUGUUGCUCAGCCCGGCUGAACCUCGCCAUGCUCAUGUUCCUCGGCUUCACUGUGGUGUACGGUCUCCGUGUCAACCUUAGCGUGGCGAUGGUUGCCAUGGUGAACAACACCGAACCACCUCCAGCAAUCAACAGCUCAAACUCGUCCAAACACGUGUGUCCUCUGCCCAGGACCAACAACAGUGAGACGGGCUUUACUCAGCCAGAUGGGGUGCCCGUGUACCAGUGGGACUCGGAGACCCAGGGCUGGCUGCUGGGCGCUUUCUUCUUCGGGUACCUGUGCACUCAGAUCAUUGGAGGGUACUUGGCGGGGCAUUACGGAGGGACCAGGUUUCUGGGGUUUGGGGUUUUGGGCACAGCCGCUCUGACCCUGCUCACCCCUCUGACCGCUCAGUUGGGCCCCAGCUGGCUGUUUGCACUCAGGGCUCUAGAGGGCUUUGGGGAGGGCGUGACUUACCCGUCAAUGAUGGCAAUCUGGGCACGCUGGGCUCCUCCUCAGGAGCGCUCCAGACUCACAGCCUUAUCGGGGUCUGGAGGAAACUUUGGGGCCUUCAUCGCUCUGCCUCUGACCGGCUUCAUCUGUGAGACUCUGGGCUGGCCUGCUGUGUUCUACCUCUGUGGAGGGGGUGGGUGUGUGUGGGCUGUGUUUUGGUUUGCUCUUGUAUCAGACGAUCCUCGCACUCACAAACGCAUCAGUGAAGAGGAGAGAGAGUACAUCAUAAACACUGUUGGAGCCCAGGGCACAGGUCAUGGCUGGAAGGUGCCUGUCUUGUCCAUAGUGACGUCUGUUCCUCUUUGGGCCAUUAUCAUCUGUCAGAUGUGCUCAAACUGGUCGUAUUACACUCUGCUCACCUCACUGCCUGUGUACAUGGAUAACAUCCUGCACUUCGAUCUGCAGUCGAAUGGUUUCCUGUCUGCUCUGCCGUACUUCGGGGCCUGGCUGGUCUCAUCUCUUUCUGGAGUCUUGGCUGACUUUCUCAUCGAGAAGAGGGUCUUCAGCAUCACAGUCACACGCAAGCUAUUCUCCUCUGUGGGUUUGGUGCUGCCCUCAGUCUUCCUGGUCAGUGUGUGUUAUGUGGGCUGCAGUCACAUUUGGACUGUGCUCUUUCUCACGCUCUCCACCACCACAGGGGGAGCUAGUGCUGCCGGCGUCUACAUGAACCAGAUAGACAUUGCCCCCAGAUAUGCAGGAAUUCUGUUGGGAAUCACCAACACAUUUGGGACCAUUCCUGGCAUAAUUGCACCUAUUGUCACUGGAUACUUCACUGAAGAUCACUCUCUGGACGGCUGGAGGAAGGUCUUCUGGCUCGCUGCUGGGAUCCAAAUGUGUGGAGCUCUUUUUUACUUGAUAUUUGGCAGUGCUAAACUUCAGAAAUGGGCCAUGACUGAAGAGGACAGAGCAGAGGCCGAGAAGAGGAGAACCAGCUCUAUAUGUACUUGAAAACAUAAUUAGACCAAACUCUACUUUAAAGGUACACUAUGUAACUUUUGGUUUGUGGUCUGUCACCUGUUUGUUUCUAUGGAUAUGUCAUUGCUCUGCCUGGAAUGUUCCACAGUAUGACAUUAAACAACUCUACAUUACAUUUACUCAAUUACAAGUUGUUUUAUAGUUCAAAAAUACCUAGAAAAAAGGUAUUCUGAGUGGGGUUGCCUCUCCACAGAUCUGACCUGUAACAUGGUCUCCAUGGUGAUGGAAAGGUUUAAUACCAUACUGUGAAAUAUCCCAGACAAAGCAAUAAUAUUUCCACAAAGAAAAGCAUUUGACGAACCCUCCACCCGAAAAGUUACACAGUGCACCUUUAAGUAAGUAUAAUAUUUUGCAUAUCAAACAUUUACUGUUAAGGCAGCUUUUAAUCAACAUUUUAGAAGUUACACAAAAUCUUAUCAUUUUCAGAACUAUUCAAAAGUUGUAAUUGUUGAUUUUAAAAAUGCACUUUUCUGGUUUAGGUUACACUACUUUAGAGUUGUCAGGAAUGUUCCUCACUAUCGCAUUGAACUUAUCUAUCAAAUAGUUAUUCAGUUACAUGUGCCUUUAUUACUCAAAAAUACAAAAAAAAAAAUAAAAAAAAAUGGAUGGGCUUGCCUCUUCACAGAUCUGCACCAUAACCUGGCCUGGUGGCAUUCUUGUCUCCAUGGAGAUAGAAAAGUUGAAUGCUGUGGAACAUUCAGGUAAAACAGUAAAACACUUGUUAUGAUUAUCAGCAGGUAGCGCUCUCCAGCUGAAAAAUUCACUAUGCAUGUUUAAUGUAUAAAAUUUGGCCUAAUUAUUUAAAUAAUCAAUUUCGCCAACAUUUACUGUUUAUAUA
Boleophthalmus pectinirostris (great blue-spotted mudskipper) is the source of this 2695-nucleotide messenger RNA. RefSeq names its product sialin. Lineage: Eukaryota; Metazoa; Chordata; Actinopteri; Gobiiformes; Gobiidae. Gene Ontology annotation, biological process: transmembrane transport; monoatomic anion transport. The transcript is spliced from 11 exons. Bases 295 to 1830 code for a protein of 511 amino acids. Gene Ontology annotation, molecular function: transmembrane transporter activity. The record is from RefSeq and is a predicted model, not a curated record.